This is a messenger RNA of Entrophospora candida, 240 nucleotides long. NCBI's taxonomy places the organism in Eukaryota, Fungi, Glomeromycota, Glomeromycetes, Entrophosporales, Entrophosporaceae. The record is from the annotation of a GenBank genome assembly.
AUGUCCGGAAAACUUAUUAAAGCAACACCUGUUCCGCAAACAAAUAAUACCAUCGAAACUACAGUUCAUUUCGAACCAACUCACAGAGACAAUAAUUUUGAUAUUGAUGCUAGACUUUUUUAUUGUGGUACAGCAUCACCAAUUGUUCUUAACGCUACAAGUCAUGGAGAAAAUCAAAUUGAUAUUUUUUCUCGUCAUUAUUACGGUGACCAGCAUGCUGAUCAAAGAUUCGACUUUUGA